GAGGGAGAGCCUCGUCCUGAGAGUGAGGAGCCUAGUCCUGAGAGUGUCGAACCUUGUCUUGACAAGGUUCCCCAAUCUGAGGACAAGGAUCCUCACUCUGAAGACAAGGUUACUCACUCUGAUUACAAGGUUUCUCACUCGGAGGACAAGGUUCGUCACUCCGAGGACAAGGUUCCUCAUUCUGAGGACAAGGUUCCUCACUCUGAGGACAAGGUUCCUCACUCUGAAGGCAGGUUCCUAACUCUGAGGACAAGGUUUCUCUUUCUGAGGACAAGGUUUCUUACUCUGAGGACAAGGUUCCUCACUCUGAGGACAUGGUUCCUCACUCUGAGGACAAGGUUCGACACUCUCAGGACAAGGUUCCCCACUCCGAGGACAAGGUUCCCCACUGUGACGACGAUGGCUUCUCUCUCUCUGAGGAAAAGGUCCUCACUCCGUGGACAAGGUUCCUCACUCUGA
Paramuricea clavata is the source of this 459-nucleotide messenger RNA. The record is from the annotation of a GenBank genome assembly. Lineage: Eukaryota; Metazoa; Cnidaria; Anthozoa; Malacalcyonacea; Plexauridae.